Messenger RNA from Truncatella angustata, 3450 nucleotides. RefSeq lists its product as uncharacterized. The record is from RefSeq and is a predicted model, not a curated record. Lineage: Eukaryota; Fungi; Ascomycota; Sordariomycetes; Amphisphaeriales; Sporocadaceae. The coding region runs from base 1 to 3450 and encodes 1149 amino acids. The transcript is spliced from 6 exons.
AUGUCAUACCACGAAAGGGUGUACCGAGAUACCCGGUACAGGGACGAUGACGAGGAUGACGAACGGUACAAGAGCACCACCGUGCGCCGGUACAAAGUGGGCGACGGCGGAUCAACCACUCGCGUCGACCGCGUCAAGCGAUAUGAGGAUGACUUCGACGACCGAAGAUCCACAGCUUCCUACCGAGACGACGACUUUCGCGCUUCUCGUUCACACCUCGGCCGCGCGUCCGGCGAGCUGGUCGAGGUUGACAAGCGUGUGACAGAGAGAACAUACACACCCGAGCGGCCUCGAUCUGCCUUCGAGCCCCCCGUGCAGCGUACCGUCAUAGAAAAGAGAAUAGUCAAGGAGCGCGAUGCCGGCUCCGAGUUUCGCCCACGCGACCGUGACCGUGACCGCGAAGAUAGAUACACCGUCGUGGAGAAGGAAAUCGACUACUCACGCGGCGAUACCGACCGGCGCGAACGCGAUGUCUACAUCGAGAGGGAGCGCGAGCCAGAGCGCCGCGACAGGGUCGUUCGUGAAACGCGCGAGACCGUCGAGCGAGAAAGAGACUCUCCGUUGUCGCCCAGAGAUCGAGACCGCGACUGGGAUCGUCGCUCGCGAGCACCUUGGGAUGAUCUCGACGAUGUCCGCGUCGAGAAACGGGUCGAACGCCGGACUGAGGAGCACGGUGAUCAUGUUGAUGAUGUCCGUGUGGAGAAGCGUGUUGAGCGCAGGUCCGACGACCAUGUGGAUGAUGUGAAGAUCGAGAAGCGCAUCGAGAGAUUCCACGAGGAUGAUCACCACCACCACCAUCACGAACCCGAGAUCGAGCGCUACAGGAAGGAGACGGAGUACUACUCUCCUGCUGACCCCCCGCCUCAACCUAUUGUCAUCAGACAAAAAGCACCGGAACCACAACAGAUCAUCGUGCAAGAGGCGCCCGCGCCACCUCCCGUAAUCAUUGACAGGCAAGCCGACCCCGGCUACAUCGUCCUUAGGGAGAAUAAUCAGCAAAUGGCGCGCCGCGAUCCUCGAGAGGAUGAAUAUUACUACCGCAGGGAGGAGCGCCGUGACGACGGCUAUGCCAUGGAACGUUAUGAUGAUCGCCGGCGGCGCGACUAUGAUGAUGACCAAGAAGAUGUCUACGUCAAGAGAACUAUCAUCCGCCGUGAUCGUAGUUCCAGCUCUGACCACCACAAAAAGAGGCAUCUUGCCGAAGGUGCUCUUGCAGGAGCCGGUAUUGCCGCUCUUGCAGGCGGCCGCAGAGGUCGAGAUGGAGAGGUGGAAGGUAAUCGAGGCAAGAAGGUUCUUGCCGGUGCUGCACUUGGUGCCUUAGGUACCGAGGUUAUCAGAAGAGCUCGCAGUGCGUACGAAGAUCGGCACGACAAUCGAUACGACGAUGACUACUAUGAUGAUCGCAGGAGAAGUCGCUCCAAGUCACGUUCUAGAUUGACUACCGGCCUUGCUAUUGGUGCUGCUGCCCUGGCUGUUGCUGGAGGCCUGAAGUACAUGCAAAACAACAAAAUCGAGAAAGAAGAAGCCGCAAGGGGCCGGAGCAGAGGCCGUAGGUACUCAGACGACUAUUCGCGCUCCCGUAGCCGUUCUGGUCGAUCACGGAAUGCAAGCAUGGCCAAGGCGGCUGCCGCUACUGGUGCCAUUGCCGGGCUGGUGCAGCAUUACCGCAGCAAAUCCAGAGGCGGCUCCCGAAGCAAGUCCAGGAUCAGGACCGGCGCUGAAAUUGCAGCGGCCAGUCUAACAGGUGCUGCCGCGAGCAAGCUAUGGCAGAGCCAUAAAAAGAAGCAGGCACGCGAGCACGAUAGGGACAUUGACGAUGAGUACUAUUCCGAUAGAGAUCGUCGGCACAGUGUCUCCCGUAGCCGCAGCCGCAGCAGGUCGAUGGCUCGCAGCCUCAGCACACGAGAUGGUGCUAAUCCAGAACUAGGCCUCGUUGAAUACGGCGCCACUCCUCUUCCACCUACGGCACGUGAGGCGGCGAGGGAGGACCGGCGCCACCGCCACCGUCACCGGUCGCCAUCAGUUGAGUCAAACAGGGAGCCAACACAGAAGAGGAGUAAGAGCCGUCUGCGUGAGGCAGCGGCCGGAGUGCUAGGUGCUGGCGCGGCGGCAAUAGGGAUCAAGAAGUAUAAUGAUGCGAAAAAGGAGAAAGAGAAGGAGAGGUCUCGAGAGCGGUCUCGAGAAAGGAGCCGAGACCGAUCGCGUGACAGAUCUAGAGACACCAGGUCACAUGAAAGAAGAGAAUCGCAGGAUGAAAGGGCCAAACACAGACGGGAUAGGAAAUCAAGGGAACGGGAACGAAGACGCUACGACGAGGAGUCGGCAGCCGGCGGUUAUUAUUCUGAUGGCUACGACCACGAAGCGCCUCCAUCACCACCCAUGGCUUCUGGAGGAGCGUUCUAUCCUGGAAACUACCCACCAGCCACUGGUCCUCCUGGUCCUCCUGGUCCUCCUGGCUUUACUCAUCACACCAAUGAAUCUACCAUGAACGUCAACGCCUACCCGCCACCCCCUGGUAGUCACUACAACCCGCAAGAGUACACUAACCUGCCCCCUCCACCUCCUGGGCCGCCACCAGGAGCUUCGGGCCGUCCUCAUAACCCCUAUCCUCCUACCGGGCCAGAGAAUGUGAGUCGUCAGCCAGAUCCCGGCGACAAUGCAGCUUCCAUUUCUAGAAAUGACCCGGAUUCAAGGGGGGUUAGUGCACAAGAUGGUUUAACAGGAUCCAUGCGUCAGCGUCCUCACUCCCGUGGAUCUCCAGCCUCAUCACGAUCGAGCUCUGUCAGUAGUGCUCCGGAUACUCCUGCACCAUCCGCUGCCAAAUCCGUGGCUUUCAUUCCGUUAUCCCCACAGUCAAGCCGCACUUUGCGAAGUCUCCACGAAUCACAUGUAAAGGGACAGUCUGACGACAAUGCCCGCGAACCAUCUCCAUCGGGCACAGAUGGCCAGGCCGUCCGCCCAAGGCGGCCCAAUUUCACUAGACGGCGGUCCGAUUCUGAUCCAUCUUCGAAUCGUCCGAUGGUCCAGCGGCGCAAACACCGCGGUGAUCUAUCUCCUGUGUCCGAUGAGGAUGUCGAAGUCCUCCCAGACCGGUUUGAUCCCGCCGGCCGUCCUAUCGACCCCAACAGCCCGCAGCGCCUGCACAGCAGACGAGGCGAUUUCGAAUACCGUUCGCGCGACGGGAAUGGAAUGCAAGUCCAAGGAGCUUGGGGCGUCCACGGCACGGAUCCCGAGAUGGUGAACCGGAUGGCGCAGGGUUUUGGCGACUUACUGCAAGGCAGACACGGCUGGAUGGGUAUUCUGGGCAAUGUCCUGACGAGUCUCCCUGGACCAAGCGGGGCAGGGCAUGAAGGACGGGCCGCCAUUGAGGCCGAGAGAGGUUACGACAGCGACGAUGAAGAUAAGCGGCGCAGGAGGCGGCAUCGGCAUAGAAGGGAUGAUGACUACUAA